Prunus armeniaca (apricot) is the source of this 1056-nucleotide messenger RNA. Lineage: Eukaryota; Viridiplantae; Streptophyta; Magnoliopsida; Rosales; Rosaceae. The record is from the annotation of a GenBank genome assembly.
AUGAGUAGCGAUAAGGCUCCCAUUGCUGCUGCUUCUGCUUCUGCUGCAGCAGCCACCAAUGCGUUGAGUGGUAGUAGCGGCAGUGGCGGUGUUGCUGCUGCUAAUGCCAAUGCGAAGCUUCUUCAUCCUGGCGCUGAAUUCAGCAAGGGCAUCAAUGGCCUCGAGAAGGUCGUCCUCCGUGAUCCGCGUGGCAGUGUUGCCGAGGUGUAUUUGUAUGGGGGUCAUGUAACAUCAUGGAAGAAUGAUCAUGGAGAGGAAUUGCUAUUUGUUAGCAGUAAGGCUAUAUUUAAGCCUCCAAAAGCUAUUCGUGGGGGAAUCCCAAUAUGCUUUCCUCAGUUUUCAAAUCUUGGUUCUCUUGAUGCACAUGGAUUUGCUAGAAACAGAUUUUGGAGCGUUGACCCUGAUCCAUCUCCUUUUCCAACAAAUACCUCCAAUAAGGUUGCUGUUGAUUUGAUCCUUAGGCCUAGUGAAGAAGAUAUGAAGACCUGGCCUCACAGUUAUGAGUACCGACUACGGGUAGCUUUGGGACCUGGAGGAGAUCUGACGUUGAUAUCUCGCAUCAGGAAUACUAACUCUGAUGGAAAGCCAUUCUCGUUCACAUUUGCAUAUCACACUUAUUUCUCUGUUUCAGAUAUCAGUGAAGUUCGUGUAGAAGGAUUGGAGACCUUGGAUUAUCUUGACAACUUGCAGAACAGGAAACGUUGCACUGAACAAGGUGAUGCUAUAACAUUUGAAUCAGAGGUUGACAAAAUAUAUCUCAGCACUCCUACAAAGAUUGCAAUUUUGGAUCAUGAGAAGAAGAGAACAUUUGUAAUACGAAAAGAUGGUCUUCCAGAUGCUGUGGUGUGGAAUCCCUGGGAUAAGAAGUCGAAGGCUAUGGCUGAUUUUGGAGAUGAUGAGUACAAGCAUAUGCUGUGUGUGGAGGCUGCUGCUAUUGAGAAACCUAUCACACUGAAACCUGGAGAAGAGUGGAGAGGAAGGCAGGAGCUUUCAGCUGUUCCUUCCAGUUACUGUAGUGGGCAACUUGAUCCUCGAAAGGUUCUCCAGGGCAGCUGA